This is a messenger RNA of Cryptococcus amylolentus CBS 6039, 2054 nucleotides long. RefSeq lists its product as hypothetical. The coding region runs from base 123 to 1712 and encodes 529 amino acids. Lineage: Eukaryota; Fungi; Basidiomycota; Tremellomycetes; Tremellales; Cryptococcaceae. The transcript is spliced from 5 exons. The record is from RefSeq and is a predicted model, not a curated record. Gene Ontology annotation, biological process: carbohydrate catabolic process. Gene Ontology annotation, molecular function: calcium ion binding; alpha-amylase activity.
CUUCUCCAAAUCUCGCCCAUCCUUUCUUGACGGCUCCUUCCACCCAGGUCUUUCUUUCCAACCCCGCCAGCUAUACAUAUAUCCCCCCGCUCUUUCGCCCUCUCAGCACAAAACAGCGCACCAUGCUCGCCCAAGCAGCCCUCGCGCUCCUCCCCCUCCUCUCCCUCCCCGCCCUCGCCAUCGACGCUGACGCUAUGCGUUCGCGCUCCGUCUACCAAGUCGUCACAGACCGUUUUGCCCGUGCUACUGGCUCCACCGGCGCCUGUGUCGAAGCCGACCGCAAGUACUGCGGCGGUACAUGGUCUGCCAUCACCGACCAUCUCGACUACAUCCAGGGUAUGGGUUUCGACACCGUCUGGAUUUCCCCCGUCGUCGAUAACAUUGGCGAUGACACGAGCGAGGGCGAGGCGUACCACGGUUACUGGACGCUCAACCCCAACUCUCUCAACUCCAACUUUGGUACCGCCGACGACCUCAAGGCGCUGAGUACGGCCCUCCAUGACAAGGGCAUGUACCUCCAGGUCGAUGUCGUUAUUAACCACGUGGCUGCUACUUCCAGUUCUACCUUCACCCCCAGCGACUCUUACGGUCCUUUCAGCACCAACUCUACCAUCCACCCCUUCUGCUGGAUUGAAGACUACAACAACCAGACCAACGUCGAGCAAUGCUGGCUCGGUGACGACACGGUCGCCCUUGUCGACUUGAACACUGAGGACGACUCGGUGACUUCUUACUGGAACACUUGGAUUAAAGACCUCGUCUCCAACUAUACAAUCGACGCUAUCCGAAUUGACACUGUCAAGCACGUCCGUGUCGACUUCUGGCCCGACUUUGUCAGCGCCGCUGGGGUCUUUAACCAGGGUGAAGUUCUUCUCGGUACCGCCGACUACGUGGCCAACUACCAGAACAACGGCGAUAUCAACCCGUUCAACUAUCCCAUCUACUACCCUCUCAUCUCUGCUUUCAACGGUACAAACCAAGACUUUACCUCGCUUGUCGACAUGGUUGCCACUGUCAAGAGCAACUUUAGCGACCCCACCUUGCUUGGUUCUUUCCUCGACAACCAUGACAACCCCAGGUUCGAAAGCUACCAGAGCGACACUUCGUUGAUCAAGAACGCCCAUGCUUACCCUCUCGUCACUGACGGUAUUCCUUACGUCUACUACGGUUCCGAGGCUGGAUAUGACGGUGGUGCCGAUCCUCUCAACCGAGAGCCUCUCUGGACCAGCAACUACGACACCACCACCAGCAUGUACGGCUUCUUUACUGCUUUGAACGCGGCCCGUACCGCUGCGGCCAACGCCUCCAGCACGUUCUACACCGACCAGAUGACCGUGUCCAAGCUCUCCGACACUUCCAUUCUCAUCGCCAAGAAGCCCCUCAUCUCUGUCCUCUCCAACUCUGGCUCUUCCGCCUCCAACGCCACCGUCACUGUCGACACCUCUUCCUCUGGCUGGGCUGCCUCUACCUCUAUCGUCGACACUCUCACUUGCGAGGCAUUUACCACCGACGCCAGCGGUAACCUUGAUGUCGUCAUCUACCAGGGCUUGCCCCGAGUCAUGAUUGAGAGCAGCAGCAAGGGCUCUCUGUGCGGCAGCAACUCUGUGGACAGCAGCUCGAGCAGCGACUCUGCUGCUGGUCUCACCGCGGCUGCUGGCGGCUGGGCCGUCGCUGCCGGUGUCGCUGUGGCCGGCUUGCAGGUCCUUCUGUGAGGAUAGAGCAGAGACUGUUUAUAGAUGCGUUGAGACGAUAAGAAGUAUAUUCAUCAUUCCCCCUUCCCCUCCUAGUAUAACGAAUUGCAGCGUGUACGUACAAGACGACGUGACGGUUUGUUUAGCUUUCAGACAUCUGGUUUUAUAUCUACGAUUUCCUCAUAUUCUAUAUCGAGGGAUACCCCUUUCGUUUUAUGGACACUAUGUAGCUACAUGGCCACGACAAUUGGCAUACUUGCUGGAGGGUUGUGAGACUAUCCAUCACAGACGGUACUGGAGUGCAUUGUACUCUGCCAAGGAUUCCAGUGUCAAGUACGUAUGCCAUUGAAGAUAACCACCACA